This is a messenger RNA of Rangifer tarandus platyrhynchus (Svalbard reindeer), 903 nucleotides long. The record is from the annotation of a GenBank genome assembly. Lineage: Eukaryota; Metazoa; Chordata; Mammalia; Artiodactyla; Cervidae.
AUGGUUUGGGAUGCUGGCGUAGCAGAGCUAUCACUGGUAAGACCCAAGCACACUGUUUACUUGGUCUGGGGGACAGAGCCAAAGGAGAAACUGUGGGUCAGUGAAUAUGCAGAGACCCAGGGUAUGCUGAGUGCCGAGUUACAGACAAGCUUCAUCCCCCCCCCUCAUCUUGUGGCGGGAGAAAGAGGCUUGGUCAGGACAGGUUCGGGCAUUAGCGGGGAACACCCUCACAUCCUGCAGCCCCAAGACAGAAUGACACGGGGGGCCCAAGAUACCAUAUCCGGCGGCAUGGAUUCAGAUUCCGGCGAGCAGAGCGAGGGCGAGCCCGGGACCGCCGCAGGUCCUGAUGUUUUUAGUUCAAAGAACCUUGCCCUUCAAGCCCAGAAGAAGAUUCUGAGCAAAAUAGCCAGCAAAACUGUGGCCAACAUGCUGAUUGAUGAUACCAGCAGCGAGAUCUUCGAUGAGCUCUACAAAGUCACCAAAGAGCACAUACAUAACAAGAAGGAAGCCCACAAGAUCAUGAAAGACUUAAUCAAGGUGGCAAUCAAAAUCGGGAUCCUCUACCGGAACAACCAGUUCAGCCCAGAGGAAGUUGUUAUAGUGGAGAAGUUUAGGAAGAAGCUGAACCAGACCGCCAUGACCAUCGUCAGUUUCUAUGAGGUGGAAUACACCUUCGAUCGAAACGUGCUCUCCAAGCUCCUACACGAGUGCAAGGACCUGGUGCAUGAACUGGUGCAGCGACACCUGACACCCAGGACCCACGGACGCAUCAAUCAUGUCUUCAACCACUUUGCCAAUGUGGAGUUCCUUUCCACCCUGUAUAGCCUUGAUGGAGACUGUAGGCCCAACCUCAAGAAGAUUUGUGAGGGAAUCAAUAAACUGAUAGAUGAAAAAGUCCUCUGA